This is a messenger RNA of Mycena citricolor, 1262 nucleotides long. The record is from the annotation of a GenBank genome assembly. Lineage: Eukaryota; Fungi; Basidiomycota; Agaricomycetes; Agaricales; Mycenaceae.
UUGAGAAAUAGUUGGGCUCGUCAUGGCAGUCGGAGAAGCAAGUAUAAUCGCGAACGUUUACGGUUGCGACUCGUGAGGUGUUGGGGCGGAUCAAUCGAGGACCGAAACCCCGAUCGCUGGUCAGCUGACCGUUAUCAGCGUCCACGUCGGUCCGUCCUCCCCAAGCUUUCCGGAUCAAUAUCGUCGCGAGUUCUACCAGUCCGACGCGAAGUAUUCGCACGGUCAUUCCCUCCGAGUCUCCCAUGUCGAUCCGAAUGCUUUUCGAGGGUAUAGCUGUGUUUAGCCCGGACGUCCGUGGGACUCUGCGGUCAAUCUGGGUGAAGCACGGGGGUGCCAUCGCUAAGAACAGCGCCGAAUUCUUCCACGCUCGAUACUUCUUCUGUACAGGAUUGGAAGACGUGUGGUUUGCACAGCUGAAAGCAAUGGGCUUGAUGAUUCGGCAUCCGAGCUGGAUUUCGGUAUCAGCGGAGGAAGGGCUAGAAGCUCCAGUGUCCAAGUACAUACUCGAUGAACGCUUUGAGGAGGAGAAGAUCCGGUCUCUUUCGGAGGGCUCACCCUCGCAUUCCUCGGCCUCCACGCAGUCAAAACCUAUGCGUAUGAUCGAAGCAUUCCCUCUAUCUCCCAAACUUGCUCCAGCCGCAAAUCCUCUCAAGCGUUCUCUGGACUCAGAGUUCCACGACCAAUCUCUCAUUGAUCUUGACCCUAGACCGUCAAAGCGCACCCGUUUGCAUUCUUGCUCUCCUCAAGACAAAAUGCCAUCUGCCCAACUCACUGUGCCAUCCCCAUCUGGCCCCGAGCCCGUUCCCAUGUCAAGCACUCCACCGCAAACUGAUGCUUCGAUUCUGUCUUCUUCCCCAAUUCUGCCCAAUGGCUCUUGUUCCGUAUUUCCUACGAGCACCAUUCGCAUUUCUUCCAUCAAAUCCAAAGCUCUGUCGCUUGAAAUCUUUCCACGCCUCUCACGCAAAAAACAUCACAAGACUCAGUACGCGAAAUUCACUCGGAUCCAUCGCCGCAAGAGCUUCCAAUUCUCUGUGACUGACUUGUUGCGCAAGCCUCGUGUCCAAGCGGGUAUCUUCACACCGUUUGGACAGUUCGAAGGGAAGGCGUUCUCUUGUUAGACUACGAAUGGGUGUAGACCGAAUCCGGCCCGUCUAUCGUUAUCUUGACAUGUAUAAUACUCGGAACCCGGGGAUCAUGCGUACCGCAGUAGACGUUGUGUUACUUAUGCAUAUACUUACUUUCCAAACUAUUUAUGAGCAUCU